UUUUGCUUUCACAGUAUAGCUUUCCUAUUUUGGAAACCCCUCUUCACUCCCUUUUUGCUCUUUUCUCUCUUCUCUCUCUGUGUUAGUGAGUCAGAGUUACUACUCAGUACUCACCACUACUUACUAACUAGACUAGACUCAUCCCUUUGGCUUUACUAUUUAGCUUUCAUGACUAGCUAGUUAGUUUCUCUCCUAUCUAUUAAUAUUGGUGGUGUUUGGAAAGUUAAGGAAGAUAGUGAAAAUCCAUUGAUCUCUCAGAGAAAUCAUGGGUCGUGGGAAGAUUGAGAUUAAGUUGAUUGAGAACCCAACUAACAGGCAAGUCACCUACUCCAAGCGAAGAAAUGGUAUCUUCAAGAAAGCUCAUGAACUCAGUGUUCUCUGUGAUGCUAAGGUUUCCCUCAUCAUGUUCUCCAAAAACAACAAGAUGCAUGAAUACAUCAGCCCUGGCCUUACGACAAAGAGGAUUAUUGAUCAGUAUCAGAAGACUUUGGGGGAUAUCGAUCUGUGGCGUUCCCACUAUGAGAAAAUGCUUGAAAACUUGAAGAAACUGAAGGAGAUUAACAAUAAGCUCAGGAGACAGAUCAGGCACAGGUUAGGUGAGGGUUUGGAUAUGGAUGAUCUGAGCUUCCAGCAGCUGCGCAAACUUGAAGAGGACAUGGUUUCUUCCAUAGGGAAAAUACGCGAACGCAAGUUCCAUGUGAUCAAAACUAGGACUGAUACCUGUAGGAAGAAGGUUAGAAGCUUGGAGCAGAUGAAUGGAAAUCUCCUGCUUGAACUUAAGGAAAAGUGUGUGAUCCAUCCACAAUUUGUUUUGCACGAUGAAGGAGACCCGGAAUCAGCAGUUGCACUGGCCAACGGUGCCUCCAACCUGUAUGCAUUCUGUCAACACCAUACUCAUGUGAAUCUUCCUCCUCACCAUCACCAUGUCCAUGGAGAAGAUGAUCUGCGCCUUGCUUGACUCAUUAAAUUUGCUUCAAUUAGACAUUUUGUAAAUUAACCACUAUUAGCAAGCAGUACUUAUUAUUUAAGCUUUUUGUACUAUCAUCCUAUCCUAUUGCUGGACCUAUUAAACCCAAAGUUGGACUUGGUUGGUCCCAUCCUCUUUAUCUAGGUACUGAAUUAGCUAGCUUAUGGGGUUUGGCAAUUGUGUGCUCAGAAAAACAGAAUCAUGAGUGUAUUCUAGUUGUUAUUAUUAUCAUAAGUUUAUGUUGAAUGAAUAUGUUAUAUUAACUUU
Messenger RNA from Lotus japonicus, 1234 nucleotides. RefSeq names its product agamous-like MADS-box protein TM6. Gene Ontology annotation, biological process: positive regulation of transcription by RNA polymerase II. Gene Ontology annotation, molecular function: DNA-binding transcription factor activity, RNA polymerase II-specific; RNA polymerase II cis-regulatory region sequence-specific DNA binding; protein dimerization activity. The transcript has 7 exons. The record is from RefSeq and is a predicted model, not a curated record. Gene Ontology annotation, cellular component: nucleus. The coding region runs from base 266 to 958 and encodes 230 amino acids. NCBI's taxonomy places the organism in Eukaryota, Viridiplantae, Streptophyta, Magnoliopsida, Fabales, Fabaceae.